Messenger RNA from Mizuhopecten yessoensis (Yesso scallop), 453 nucleotides. Its product is annotated as protein quiver-like. Gene Ontology annotation, biological process: regulation of synaptic transmission, cholinergic; sleep; positive regulation of voltage-gated potassium channel activity. The transcript has 3 exons. The coding region runs from base 1 to 453 and encodes 150 amino acids. Lineage: Eukaryota; Metazoa; Mollusca; Bivalvia; Pectinida; Pectinidae. The record is from RefSeq and is a predicted model, not a curated record.
AUGUCUAACGGCUGGUUCAAGAUUCACGAACUUUCCAAGGAAUUCCUUAACAUUUUCCACAGGAAAGCAUCAUUGAAGCUAAGGAAAUUCCCUUCAUGGCCAAUAUUAUGCUACCACUGUGUAGGAGUAGAGAACAACAGCACGUGUUCUGACCCUUUCGACGAGAAGACGAACACUGCUGCAACAAAAGAAGAGUGCAUCCACGGCGUGUGCGUAAAAUGGACACGCUACAUCAACGGCAUUCGGAUGAUGGAGAGGACAUGUUCCGCUCGAAUGGAUUUGAACAUUAUGAAGAUUGACGGAGUGUGUCGGACAGAGAGUGAUGGUAACGGAUACCUGUGUAUGUGCGGGAAACACCUGUGUAAUGGUACCCCAUCACUCAACCUCUCACUCCUCUCAGCAGCGCUGUGUGCGCUCGUAUCAUUUCACCAAUGGUUACCAUGGUUCCGAUGA